AUGGUGGCUAUCCAGUCGGAUUCCAAACCUCCCCAACCUCAUGGCUAUCCGCAACCCCAACCUGUUGGUGGUUAUCCCGGAUAUCCACCACAUCAGAGCUAGUUACUUUUAUAGAAGAAAUGGAUUUUACUUGAGGUUGCUGACGUAG
Molecule: messenger RNA, 148 nt
Organism: Arctia plantaginis
Lineage: Eukaryota; Metazoa; Arthropoda; Insecta; Lepidoptera; Erebidae
Source: the annotation of a GenBank genome assembly